GGAUCCCCCGGCAGGGACCUGUCCCCAGGCCUGGCGCCCCUCUCCAGGGUCCAGAGCCUUCUGACUUAGGCGAUCUGGACGGGGUGAUACUUCUCAAAGAGUAGGGACCCCUCCCCAGGAGCCGAACCUUCCCUCUGGGACACCCACGCUCCUUGGACCAGACAGAACCUCUUCUCCUGGGACCUCCUGCCAGGUUCUGGGUGUCCCUUAUUCCAGGCCUGGGUGCCCUUGACUUACAGGUUAUGCGGUGAGGAGACUUCCCUCUCAAAGCAAGGGGACCUCAACCCUGACUAGGGUCUGGGGAACCCCUGCACUUAGGGUCCUCGAUUCUCAAAAGAAGUCCCCCUCUCACGUGCCCCCUGCCUCAGUUUACCCUGCGGUGUCUGCUGCUGUGGGCUGUUCCCGAGGGUGGGGGUAUCUGGUGGUGUUUGUGGGCACCAGGGUGUAGAUGCCUCUGGGGUGAAGGGAGUCGGGGUGGGGUCACAUCAACUGAGAGUCUUGGGUCUCUGGCGUGUCCUUACUGCGUUCUGAAUCUCAGUCCACCCCCACGGCCACACACCUGUAAGGAGCGGGCCAGGGCUACAGAAGGAGGGAGUUUGCCCCCAGCGUCAUGCGGUGUGACUGCAGGAGAAAUGUUGGCCUCUCUGGGCUGCUCCUGGCAAAGCCAGAUCUCACUUAUACCAGUCUGCGAAAUUGGCGAGGCCAGGUGCAAGUGCGACAGCCCCCAACAGUACUGCGUAAAACAGAUGCUUUGCCAAUAGCUCCCAGGCGCCAGGGUCCCCGGCCACCGCACUCCCCACCCCCACCCCGCUCAACUACCGUGGAAACCGAGACGGGUAGCGCGGUGGGGCGGGGCAGGAAGGGGCCCACGAGGCACUUCCCUUCCCCAGGGGCUCAUGUCGGAGCCACUUUUACCCCUCAGUGCCCACCUGGCCCCAGACAUUCGUUGAGGCUUCCUUAAAACACUGGAGGGUGACGCUGGCGGAACUACUGUGACCUCAAGCGAGGGUCCCCCUGCCUCUGAGCCUCUGGGGGCUCCUCUGUGAAACGGGCUGAGUAGGAGCCUCCGGUUGCCUCAGAGUAACCUCAUCUCCUGCCUCGCCCUGAGCUCGUGGCCUCCAAGCUUCACCCUGUGAAGGGGCCGCUCCUCCACUCAGCCGGCGUCGCUUCCUCCAGGCAGCCCCCGGGGCACGCUGAUCCUGCGCCUCCUGCCCCUUACCGGCUCCGACCCGCAGGACCGAUAGCGAGGGGCGGGGCCUUGUUUAUGGCCGCCCCCUACUGGUGGGCUGAAGACUCUGUCGCCCCAGCGACAAAAAUGGGAAGGCUGAGUAAGAGGUGGGUCCGAACAGCGGCGGGUCCUGCUGCCACCAGAGGGCGCCAGCGCGCCGCAGGCUGCACGGAAACGAUUCCCGCGGGCGAAUGCCCCGUGAGGCUCUUCUCUGGGGAAACUGAGGCCUAGAAGGGUCACGCCGGCCCGGGAGCACCCUGCAGUCCUGCACCCGAGGGUGCCUGAGUGUGCCCCGUACUUGGCUCUUUCCUUUGGGGUGUGGGGGCUGGGGACGCUUGGAUCAGGCCUAGGGACUCGGGGCGAGUAGUUUGCCAGAAGCCGGAAGUCGGGAAGGGAAGCUUAGGCAGAAGCACCGAGGCGCGGCCGGGAGUCUCGGGAGCCUGUUGGUGAGCUGGGCGCGAGGCGCUCGGAGGAAUCGAGCUGGGGCUGCGCGACCCUCCAAGGCCUCCCGGCUCUACAGAAGUGGAAACUGAGGCACCAAGAGGCUGACCCUUGACAUGUGGUCACGUGGCUGAGCGGGGCUCCUGAGGAGGGAGGCCCCUCCUCUUCCUUCCCCCUCCCGCUUUGCGCUGCAGGACUGAGACCGGCCCCCUGCCCAGCUCGAACUGGGGUCGGGCCCGCUUCCCAGCUCUGACUAGACGUGUCUCCAGUCACGUCUGCAAGUGGCAGCCAGGUGAUGAUUAAGCCGAGAGGGAGACUGCUUUGCUAGUUGAUCUCGGGCCUGGGUCUCCGCCUCUGAGCCUCGGUUUCCCUUCCUUAUUCUCGGGACCCUCUAGAGACUGGCUUCGGAGGCUUCGUGCUUCAUUGUCCCCGCCCCGCCACCGCCGGUCCGCGAGCUUAGAGCGCGACGGCGCUGAACAGGGGCGUUUGUUAUUUUGCUCCACGCCUGGGCGAAGCCACGCCCCUCUCGCCACGCUAUUGGUGGAUCCCUUUUCGGGGGGAGAGGCUUACAUCUCAGGCUCCACCUCCGUCCUGCCGUAUAAAAGCGGCGCCGCCGGCUGACGGCGCGGGGUUUCUGGCCCGCUCGGCGACUGCGCGUGCGUGCGCGGUGAGAGUUUGCGUCUGGAGACUGCAGCGUCUUUAGCUCGCGUUCCGCGUCGCGGGUUCGAGGCCAGGGUCCGCGCGUGGUGGGUUCGCGCCCCGGGGCGUGAUGCUGUUUGACAAGGUGAAGGCGUUCGCGGUGCAGCUGGACGGCGCGACCGCGGGCGCUGAGCCGGUGUUCAGCGGCGGCCAGGUCGUAGCGGGCCGGGUGCUGCUGGAGCUGGCGGGCGCGGCGCGCGUGGGCACCCUGAAACUGCGCGCGCGAGGCCGCGCACACGUGCACUGGACCGAGUCCCGCAGCGCGGGCUCCAGCACCGCGUACACGCAGAGCUACAGCGAGCGCGUGGAGGUCGUGAGCCACCGCGCCACGCUGCUCACCCCAGACACCGGAGAGACCACGACCCUGCCUGCUGGGUGUCACGAGUUCCCGUUCAGCUUCCAGCUGCCUCUGACCCUGGUGACAUCCUUUGAGGGAAAACAUGGCAGUGUCCGAUACUGCAUCAAGGCCACCCUGCACCGCCCCUGGGUCCCAGCACGCAGGACCAGGAAGGUGUUCACUGUCAUUGAGCCCGUGGACAUCAAUACACCUGCCCUGCUGGCACCUCAAGCAGGAGCUCGGGAAAAGGUGGCCCGAUCCUGGUACUAUAACCGCGGCCUCGUCUCCCUCUCUGCCAAGAUCGACCGCAAGGGCUACACUCCAGGAGAGGUGAUCCCCGUCUUCGCUGAGAUCGACAACGGCUGCACGAGGCCCGUGCUGCCCCGGGCGGCUGUGGUGCAGACGCAGACGUUCAUGGCCAGAGGCGCCCAAAAGCAGAAGCGAUCGGUGGUGGCCAGUGUGGCGGGCGAGCCCGUGGGCCCCGGGCGGCGGGUGCUGUGGCAGGGCCAGGCGCUGCGCAUCCCGCCCGUGGGCCCCUCUAUCCUGCACUGCCGUGUGCUGCACGUCGGCUACUCCCUCAAGGUUUGCGUGGACAUCCCAGGCACGUCCAAGCUGCUUUUGGAACUGCCGCUGGUCAUUGGCACUGUCCCCCUGCACCCCUUUGGUAGCCGCUCAUCCAGCGUGGGCAGCCACGCCAGCUUCCUGAUGGACUGGGGGCUGGCGGCCCUGCCCGAGCGCCCCGAGGCCCCUCCCGAAUACUCAGCGGUGGUCACCGAAGAAGAGGUGGCAGCCACCUCGCAGAGCCCCUUCCCGCCGCUUCCCGACCCCAGGCUGAGCCUGGAGGGGCCCUACUUCGCCUGCAUCCAGGAGUUCCGCUUCCGGCCGCCCCCCCUGUACUCGGAGGAGGACCCAAACCCCCCUUCGGAGGCCAUGAGGCCACGCUGCAUGACCUGCUGAGCGGCACGGGGACACCUGGAGGGGCGCGCUUGCCCACAGAUCUCCCGCCACCGCGACCACGGGGAACGGCUGGACCAAGAGCUCAGGAGCCCAAAGUUGAGGAAACUGAGUCUUGGGGCAGGGCCAGGCUGUCCCACUGUCCCACAGGACGGAGGAGGAGCCAGGCUGGGACCUGACGUGUGUGGACCAGCCAUCCCAAAGCAUCGGCACCAGCACCGGACCCAGGGGACUGUUGGGCCCCCAUGUGCCUGGCCUAUGAGUGGUGCCAGGUCUCCCAGGAGCCUCUAGUCUUAGGGAGCCAGAGCCAGACAUGGACACUUCCCAUCUCGUGAAGUCAGAGGGGACCCAGGGCUGGGGGCAUCCAGAGAGGCAGCGGGGGAGGCGUGGCUGGCCGAGGCUUUGGAGGACAAAGAGGAACUCAGCAGGCGGGCGAGCGGGAAGGGGAAGUUGGAGAAGGUCAGCGCUGAGUGGCAUCUGGGGGCCACCACCUUCAGCUUUCGAAUGGGGCUGAGAGGGGAGGCGUCUUCAUGGGCUGAGGGGCCUGGCAGGCAAGAAAGAGGGCCCAGGAGCAAGGCGUUCAGGAAAUCAGGUCACUGGAGCGACGUGGGGCAGCAGAGGUCCCUGGCUCAGGCUGGACAGCCUGGGAGUUCCUCCAAGUGCCCCAGGACAUAGGAGCUGCCUGGUGAUCUAGGGCCCGGGACUCAGGUUCAGGGAGGGGCGGGCAGGAGCAGCCAGGCUACUUACUAAAUGGACAUCAGGCCUUGCUCACGGGCGACUUAGGACUUCAAGACAGUGACAACAGCAUUAAAGCAGGCCCUGGGGACUCAAGUCAGCCUAGGGUGACAUAUCAGGGACCAUUGUGCUUCAGGAGGCCCCCCCUGGGGGGGUUGAAGGGGGCAGCUGGACAAGCCCCCAGCCGCAGGGCCCAUCCCCGGGCUCGGCAUGGGUGACAGGCCUUAAAAUCACUAUUUUAUACAAUUAUUUUUUAUAAAAUAAAAGUGUGGCAGAAGAGA
Molecule: messenger RNA, 4675 nt
Organism: Marmota monax (woodchuck)
Lineage: Eukaryota; Metazoa; Chordata; Mammalia; Rodentia; Sciuridae
Gene: Arrdc2
Product: arrestin domain containing 2
Exons: 8
Coding region: 2439-3662 (407 amino acids)
Biological process (GO): protein transport
Cellular component (GO): plasma membrane; cytoplasm
Source: RefSeq, a predicted model, not a curated record